UGACUCUCUCUACUGGCCAGGCUGAUCAGAAAGCAGCAUGGAGGCCCCUGGGAGAAGUGACCUGCUGAGGAAGCUGAAAGCCCUGGGCAAGGAGGAGUUGGAGGGAUUCAAGGAUAAGCUGAGUGAAGUCCUGCUGGAGCGGGGAUCUGAGCCCAUCCCCAAAACACUAGCUGACCCGGCUGCACUAGCCGACCUGCUGCUCAGGCACUGCGGAGGGGAUUCGAAAGUGGUUCUGAAAGUCCUGGAAGAUGUUGAAGCCAGACUCCGGAAAGCUUCGAGCCAUCCACAACAAGAGCGGAAGCCGUCCACUUGCACUAAAGCAGGCGAUUCAGGACCAAAGAGCCACUUCACGCAUUCAGGCGAUGAGAUUCCCCCUGGUGAAGGAGGGACACUAGCAUCUGCAAUUGCCUUCAUGAAGAGGCAUCUUUCCUUCACUGGCUCCAAGGCCGAAGCUGCAGGAAAACAAAACGGGAAGGAGGAUCCCACUGGGGACAACUGGGGAACGGACAAAUGCAAACUGUGUCCCAGGGAGGAGGAUCCUCCAGAAGAAAUAAACCCAGAGAUUAUUCGGGGCCCAGAUAGGAACCAGGAGACGUACAGGGUUCACCUCCCCGGAGCAGGCUCAUUCCGUUGCUCUGAAACCGAACUGGGACUCGAGGUGAGGGCAGCAGUGACCGUCCAGUACAGAUACGGCUUCUGGGAUCAGCAUCUGAGUGUAUGGAGCACUCCUAAAUGGAUGAUCGCUGGCCCUUUGUUCAGCAUCCAGGCAGAACCGGCCGGGGCCGUGGCCGCCAUUCACCUCCCGCACUUCCUGUGUCUCAGAGGGGCUGACACCUCCCGGAUUCAAAUCGCCCAUUUCAUCGAGGAGGGGAUGACUCUGGAGAAGCCAAUGCAAGUGAGGCCGUUCCACGCCGUGCUGGAGAACCCCAGCUUCUCCCUGUAUGGAGUGGUCUGGGGGAAUCGCUCCAAACCACCAGUUCUGAUCCACUCCAUUGUGCUGCUCUACUGGGCACUCAAGAUGGCAAAGACAACUCUUCACCUCUACAUCAUCCCUAAUGACCACUCCCGGUUCAAGGCCAUUGAUGACUAUGAAAAGAAGUGUCCAUCAAGGCUCGUGUCGACAUCUCUUCAGACCCAUAAGCCCCUGACCUUUGAUUCUCGUUAUGUUGUGUCCAGUCAAGCAAACAUAGAGGUGACUCCCAAGGAGCUGGAGUUUUGUAACAUCCAAGCAGAGUGUCUGCAGUCGUAUAUGGAAAUCUACACCAAGGACAUUCAGGGGGGACUGGAGUUCAGCUUGGUAGAGAAAAUUAACAAGGAGCCCAUCUGGGAGGCACAUGUGAGACCAGAUGAGCAUUUUGUCAACCAGCACCAAGAACAGCUGAUCCAGCGGGUGAUGGCAGUGGAUGGCAUCCUGGAUUCAUUGUAUGGCCCCGUUCUGGAUCUGGAGCAAAUCCAGAGCAUCAGAGCGGAGAGAUCCAGUGUGGAGAAGAUGAGGAAGCUGUACGAGCUGGUGUCUAAAUGGGACAAUGACUGCAAGGACCGGCUCUACCAGGCACUGAAGGAGAAGCACAGACCUCUAGUGGAAGAGCUUGAGGGGAUAUAG
This is a messenger RNA of Emys orbicularis (European pond turtle), 1603 nucleotides long. Its product is annotated as NACHT, LRR and PYD domains-containing protein 1b allele 2-like. Gene Ontology annotation, biological process: inflammatory response; innate immune response; regulation of apoptotic process. Gene Ontology annotation, cellular component: canonical inflammasome complex. The record is from RefSeq and is a predicted model, not a curated record. The transcript has 11 exons. The coding region runs from base 38 to 1603 and encodes 521 amino acids. NCBI's taxonomy places the organism in Eukaryota, Metazoa, Chordata, Testudines, Emydidae.